AAGAGAGUUGCGACUGGGGGAUUGGAAAGAGGAGGAGGAGGAGGAGGAGGAGGAGGAGGAGGAGGAGGAGGAGGAGGAGGAGGAGGAGGAGGAGGAGGAGGAGGAGGAGGAGGAGGAGGAGGAGGAGGAGGAGGAGGAGGAGGAGGAGGAGGAGGAGGAGGAGGAGGAGGGGAACGGAAAGAAGGGGCGAAUGGGAGAUAGAGCAGACAGGCGAGUGUUCUGGUCGUCCAGCCACAAUGAAGAUUAAAUGGAGUAGCUGAUUAGUCCGG
This is a messenger RNA of Closterium sp. NIES-67, 269 nucleotides long. Lineage: Eukaryota; Viridiplantae; Streptophyta; Zygnematophyceae; Desmidiales; Closteriaceae. The record is from the annotation of a GenBank genome assembly.